Messenger RNA from Staurois parvus, 386 nucleotides. Lineage: Eukaryota; Metazoa; Chordata; Amphibia; Anura; Ranidae. The record is from the annotation of a GenBank genome assembly.
AUGGGCCCCUGUACCGCCUCCUCAUGCUGCUGCCAGGCCCCUAAUCUGCCAUGGGCCCCUGUACCGCCUCCUCAUGCUGCUGCCAGGCCCCUAAUCUGCCAUGGGCCCCUGUACCGCCUCCUCAUGCUGCUGCCAGGUCCAGAGUGUGUCAUGGGUCCCUGUACGGCCUCCCAUUGCUGCUGCCAGGCCCGUAAUCUGCCAUGGGCCCCCCGUACCGACUCCUCAUGCUGCUGCCAGGCCUGUAAUCUGUCAUGGGCCCCUGUACCGCCUCCUCAUGCUGCUGCCAGGUCCAGAGUGUGUCAUGGGUCCCUGUACGGCCUCCCAUUGCUGCUGCCAGGCCCGUAAUCUGCCAUGGGCCCCCGUACCGACUCCUCAUGCUGCUGCCA